UUUUCACUCAUAUAUAUACUUCCAACAGCAAAAUUCUCAUCUCUCCCGCAUCGAGUUGCUUCCAUCUGAUUCAGCCAUGGCAACCGCGAAGACCGUGAAGGAUGUGUCUCCUCACGAGUUCGUAAAGGCUUACUCCUCUCAUCUCAAGCGCUCUGGCAAGAUGGAGCUUCCUGAGUGGACGGAUAUUGUAAAAACAGCAAAAUUUAAGGAACUGGCUCCCUAUGAUCCUGACUGGUAUUAUGUUAGAGCUGCUUCCAUGGCAAGAAAGAUCUAUUUGAGGGGAGGUCUUGGCGUUGGUGCUUUCAGGAGGAUCUAUGGUGGAAGCAAGAGGAAUGGAAGCCGUCCUCCACAUUUCUGCAAGAGCAGUGGUGCUAUUGCCAGACACAUUCUGCAACAGUUGCAAAACAUGAACAUUGUUGAAGUUGAACCAAAAGGAGGUAGGAGAAUAACUUCUAGCGGUCGAAGGGAUCUUGACCAAGUUGCUGGCCGAACUGUUGUUGUUGCUCCUUGAUAUUGGCAUGCUAUAAAAAACUGAUGUGACAAAUCAAUGCCCUUCAGGAUUUAUUUUUGCCUAUAUAGCAUUGAGACAAUUUUAUGCAUUGAAAAUUGAGCAGUUUGAUAACAUUUUAAUUGUAAUUUUUUUUUUUGGUCAAGUGUAUUCUAGGUUGGAAUUUUGACAUUUUCUUUCAAAUUCAAGUGAAUCCCCAUUCCAUUUUUGUCACAGCA
Messenger RNA from Lotus japonicus, 726 nucleotides. Its product is annotated as 40S ribosomal protein S19-1-like. Lineage: Eukaryota; Viridiplantae; Streptophyta; Magnoliopsida; Fabales; Fabaceae. The record is from RefSeq and is a predicted model, not a curated record. Gene Ontology annotation, biological process: ribosomal small subunit assembly; translation. Gene Ontology annotation, cellular component: cytosolic small ribosomal subunit; ribosome. Gene Ontology annotation, molecular function: RNA binding; structural constituent of ribosome. The transcript has 4 exons. Bases 77 to 511 code for a protein of 144 amino acids.